AUCCUGAACCGGAAGGGCUUCAUCAAACUGGCUCUCAAACACGGGGCUCAGCUGGUUCCUGUCUUUUCCUUCGGGGAGAACGAGUUGUUUGAUCAGAUGGAGAACCCGAGUGGUUCUCCUCUCAGGAGGCUGCAGAACCGGCUGCAAAGCAUCAUGGGAGUCGCGCUGCCUCUGUUUCACGCCAGAGGAGUUUUCCAGUACAGCUUCGGCCUGAUGCCCUACAGGAAGCCAAUCAACACCGUCGUGGGAGAACCCAUCCCAUUGGUCCGGAAUCCCAGUCCCAGCUCAGAGGACAUUGAGGGUCUGCAUCAGAUUUACCUGCAGAGUCUGACCCACCUGUUCGAGAAGAACAAAGAAAAAUACGGCCUCGAUGAACACCAGCACCUCACCUUCAUAUGACCUUUAAAAGACCUUCAUAUGAACUAUAUAUGUCUUUUAAUUGACCUUAAAUGCCUGAGCUUCAAUGCUAACAGUGCUAGCAUGGCCCAUAGAUCACAUGAUGUUUGUUGUGAUUAAUGAUCACAUGAAGAUGUUGCAGGUGAUUGACAGGCACAGCUUCCUUCCAGUUAUCCUUUUAUCUUCAGAGCGUCAUGUGACCCGUCAUGUGACCCGAACACAGUUUAUGAUGCGGGAACAGAUGUGAAAUGCCAAAGUACCAGUAUGUGCAGCUCUUCUUUUCGGAACCACAAUCCUUUGCAGAGCUGUACGAGCAGGUUCAGUGUUGUUGUAACAUUUCUAAUAAAAUACAUGAGGUUCCC
Molecule: messenger RNA, 758 nt
Organism: Gymnodraco acuticeps
Lineage: Eukaryota; Metazoa; Chordata; Actinopteri; Perciformes; Bathydraconidae
Product: 2-acylglycerol O-acyltransferase 2-A-like
Biological process (GO): triglyceride biosynthetic process
Cellular component (GO): endoplasmic reticulum membrane
Molecular function (GO): diacylglycerol O-acyltransferase activity
Source: RefSeq, a predicted model, not a curated record